AUGGUAGCAGAUAUCCUCACGAAAGCGAUCCCGCGAGAGCAAUUCGAGAUCCUGCCCAUCUCGGGUGGCCACCACCAAGUGUUUUCGGUCGAUCUGAUCAACGACAAGCCGCAGUCUUUUGCCGACAUCGAAGCAAGUCCCAACAAGCAAGCGUGGCUCGACGCGACCCAAGAAGAAUACUAUGCGAUAGUCUACAACGGCAUUUGGGUGCUCACCGAUUUGCCCCGAGGUCGCAAGGCUUUGGCUUGCAAGUGGCUGUGGCGCAACAAGUUCGAUGCCGUGGGUCGUUAG
Messenger RNA from Aphanomyces astaci, 291 nucleotides. RefSeq lists its product as hypothetical. The record is from RefSeq and is a predicted model, not a curated record. The transcript has 2 exons. Lineage: Eukaryota; Oomycota; Saprolegniomycetes; Saprolegniales; Verrucalvaceae. The coding region runs from base 1 to 291 and encodes 96 amino acids.